AUGACAGGGAAAACAAGGGCAGGGUUCUUAGACUUUGUCAUAGUUUUUGGCUGCACCGGCUUGAUAUUACAGUUCAGUGGCCGGAGAAUGUUUAACUAUUUGAAGUACAAGAGGAUAUUCCUAGAUGGAGAGAUGUUGGCCUUGAAUAAGAUGAUUACCAUUUCCCUCAACCCCCAGAUAUUCGCUAUACAUGAACAAAACAGGCUACUGAGAAUAGAUACUCCCAGGGAUCAGCUAACCAUCUUAGGAAGAGAUAAGUUUAACCCAGAAGCUUCUCGCCAAAGCUUCAGGUGUUUUCCAUACCCAGAAAAGGCAGGACCACGUGAAGUUGUGAGUCAGCUCUGGGCACUCUGCCUUCAAUGGCUGAGGCCAGAGAUUCACACAAAGGAACAGAUCCUGGAGCUAUUAGUACUAGAGCAAUUCCUGACCAUCUUGCCCAGUGAGAUCAGGAUUUGGGUGAAGUUGCAGCAUCCAAAGACUAUUGAAGAGGUGAUCACUUUGGUGGAGGAUUUGACUCAAAUACUUGAGGAGGAAGUCCUGUAUUCCCAAGAUUCUAUCCUUCCCCAAGAAGGAAAUAGAGAAAAGGUAGAAACAUCUACUGGGAUCCCAAAAGCCAGAUCUCAAGAAUUGAUGACUCUCAAAGAUGUGGCUCCAGACUUUACCUGGGAAGAGUGGGUACAAAUGGAUCCUGUUCAGAAGGAUUUAUACAAAGAUGUGCUGCUGGAGAACUAUAGCAACCCGAUUUUACUUGGGUUUUCAGCUUCCAAACCUGAUGUGGUCUCCCAGUUGGAGAAUGGGGAAUUACCUUGGGUGCUUAAGGAUCAAGACACAAGAAGCAUCUGUCCACAGCUUUCAGCUUCCAAACCUGAUGUGGUCUCCCAGAUGGAGAAUGGGGAAUUACCAUGGAUGCUUACAAACGAAGAAGUAAGAAACAUCUGUCCAUACUGGGAAACCGGGCUCCAAACCCAGGAGGCCACUCCAAAGCAGAAGACUUCUGUGGAAGAAUCAUCUCAGCAGAUGAUAGUAGAAAAAUCUCUUAAUCUUCAGAAAUUUCAUGCAGAAAACCAGACCUAUAAAUGUAAUGAAUGUGAGACAACUUUUAACAAGCAGAUACACCUUACUCAGCAUCAGAAAAUUCAUUCUGGAGAGAAAUCCUACACAUGUAAUGAAUGUGGGAAGGCUUUUUUCUUCAGGUUACACCUCACUCAACAUCAGAGAAUUCAUUCUGGAGGGAAGCCCUAUAAAUGUAUUGAAUGUGGGAAAGCCUUCUCACAGAGGGCACACCUUACCCAACAUCAGCACAUUCACAAUGGAGAAAAACCGUUCAAGUGUCCUGAAUGUGAAAAAGCCUUCAGUCUAAUCUCACAACUUAACCUUCAUCAAAGAAUCCAUUCUGAAGAGAACCCUUAUAAGUGUGGUGAAUGUGGGAAAGCCUUUACCUUCAGAUCGCGACUUAAUGAACAUCAGAUGAUUCAUGCUGGAAAGAAACCUUAUAAAUGUAAUGAGUGUGGGAAAACCUUUACAAAACAGUCAAAUCUUACUCAACAUGAAUAUACUCAUAUUGGAGAAAAACCAUUUAAGUGCAAUGAAUGUGGUAAAGGCUAUAACUACUUUUCACAAUUUAAUCUUCAUCAAAGAAUUCAUUCUGGAGAGAAACCCCAUAAAUGUAAUGUAUGUGGGAAAGCCUUCACUAAGCGAUCAAACCUUAAUCAGCAUCAGAAAAUUCAUUCUGGGGUAAAACCCCAUAAAUGUAAAGUAUGUGGAAAAGCCUUCACCAAGCGAUCAAACCUUAUUCAGCAUCAGGAAAUUCAUGCUGGAGAAAAGCCCUACAAAUGUAAUGAUUGUGGGAAAGCCUUUACCAAACGUUCUAACCUUACUCAACACCAGCAAAUUCAUGCUGGAAAAAAAUCCUAG
Molecule: messenger RNA, 1914 nt
Organism: Gracilinanus agilis (Agile Gracile Mouse Opossum)
Lineage: Eukaryota; Metazoa; Chordata; Mammalia; Didelphimorphia; Didelphidae
Product: zinc finger protein 287-like
Exons: 8
Coding region: 1-1914 (637 amino acids)
Biological process (GO): regulation of transcription by RNA polymerase II
Molecular function (GO): DNA-binding transcription factor activity, RNA polymerase II-specific; RNA polymerase II cis-regulatory region sequence-specific DNA binding
Source: RefSeq, a predicted model, not a curated record